Girardinichthys multiradiatus is the source of this 4124-nucleotide messenger RNA. It is a transcript of the gene slc6a4a, whose product is annotated as solute carrier family 6 member 4a. Gene Ontology annotation, cellular component: neuron projection; membrane. NCBI's taxonomy places the organism in Eukaryota, Metazoa, Chordata, Actinopteri, Cyprinodontiformes, Goodeidae. Gene Ontology annotation, biological process: serotonin uptake; sodium ion transmembrane transport. Gene Ontology annotation, molecular function: serotonin binding; serotonin:sodium:chloride symporter activity. The record is from RefSeq and is a predicted model, not a curated record. The transcript has 14 exons. The coding region runs from base 604 to 2625 and encodes 673 amino acids.
GAGAAAUGAGAGAGGCUGGAGAGCUCUAUGGGCAAACACGAAGUCCUGAUGAGCAAGUGAGGCUGUUUCUCUGGCAAGUUUUUGCCGUACCUCAGGAUUCUUUAAGUUUUAAGUAGAAGUUGUUGCUGCUGCUCUUUGCACUUUAUUUUUUUUCUACAGGUUCUUUUCCUCUUCUUCUUUUUUCCAUCUUAAGUUUGCCCUAUCUCCAAGGGUCCCAGAGGACAAGCUAUUGUGGAGAAGCGCCAAUAUUGUUGCAACUUCUGCGUUCCCCACAUUCUGCUCAAGCCCCUGUCUUGUCUUGAGCACCCUCUUUUGCCUCUCUUGCUCAACAGAUGCUUUAACAUUCAUUCGUCUCCCAUACACCUCUCCUCAUUUUCCUUUAGCUCCCAUCUCUUCUGAUUUUCUUUCAGCUGUCCAAGAAGGACAGAUUUAGCUUCCUCCAGAACUGUCUCACACUGUCUCAACACUCUUUCCUAGCACCCUAGCUUCCCUGGCCCCCUCAUGGGCAACGUAUCAGACAACAGCGCCAAAUUCCUUCCAUUGUCGCUGACAGCCUCUCUCCACCUCUAGCCGCUUUGCCAACACCAACACCAACACAGCCUAAUGGAGACAAAAGAUAUGAUGAUGACAAGCAUGUCGACAAUGGACAAAGGGGAGAACGGGGGAGAGAAGUGCAAGGAGAGAGAGGAGGUAGAGGGGCAAGAGGAGGAGGCACAACAGGAAAAUGGUAGAUUGGUUCUUGCUGAUGGUCUUGGAGACAGAGGACCAAAGAGCUUGACCUCUGGCUCCGGUCCGCAGGUGUCCAAUGGCUACACAACAACCUCCCCUCAGAGCCCCAGGGAGGGAUCAGCACCGGGAACGGCUGCAGGGGCAGCCUCUGGGCCCACAGGGGGAACUGGGUUAACAGGGCCACUGGGAGGCCUAAGAACUCUGGUGGUCCAGCAGACGAGCUUGGAAAGGCCCAGAGAGACCUGGAGCAAGAAGAUGGACUUCUUGUUGUCUGUCAUUGGCUAUGCCGUGGAUCUUGGAAACGUUUGGCGAUUCCCAUACAUCUGCUACCAGAACGGAGGAGGUGCCUUUUUGCUGCCCUACCUGCUGAUGGCCGUGUUCGGAGGAGUACCUCUGUUCUACAUGGAGCUAGCUCUAGGCCAGUUCCACCGCAGCGGCUGCAUCUCCAUCUGGAAGCACAUCUGCCCCAUCUUCAAAGGAAUUGGCUUCGCCAUCUGCAUCAUAGCCCUUUACAUCGCCUUCUACUACAACACCAUCAUGGCGUGGGCCCUCUACUACCUGCUGUCAUCAUUUCGACCCACCCUGCCCUGGACCACCUGUACCAACAGCUGGAACACAGCCAACUGCAACCGCUACUUGUCCUCGGACCACAACGUGUCCUGGUCCAACUCGUCCACGUCCCCUGCCGAGGAGUUCUAUACGCGCCACGUGCUACAGGUCCACCUGUCCCCAGGUCUGCACCAGCUGGGAUCCAUCAGCUGGCAGCUGGCCCUCUGUUUGCUCUUCAUCUUCACCAUCGUCUACUUCAGCAUCUGGAAGGGAGUCAAGACGUCUGGAAAGGUAGUGUGGGUGACAGCAACAUUUCCCUAUCUGGUCCUCCUGGUCCUUCUCAUCCGAGGGGCCACGCUGCCAGGGGCCUGGAGGGGCGUUGUCUUCUAUCUCAAACCUGACUGGGAGAAACUGCUUAGCACUACGGUAUGGAUCGAUGCAGCAGCUCAGAUCUUCUUCUCCUUGGGUCCUGGCUUUGGUGUGCUGCUCGCCUUUGCCAGCUACAACCCUUUUCACAACAACUGCUACAAAGAUGCGUUGGUCACCAGCUCGGUGAACUGCCUGACCAGCUUUCUGUCUGGUUUUGUCAUCUUUACCGUGCUGGGCUACAUGGCAGAGAUGAGAAAGCAAAAUGUGGACGAUGUAGCGAAGGAUGCAGGCCCCAGUCUGUUGUUCAUCAUUUACGCUGAAGCCAUAGCCAACAUGCCUGCUGCCACGUUCUUUGCCAUCAUCUUCUUCCUCAUGAUCAUAAUGUUGGGUCUGGACAGCACGUUCGCAGGCUUGGAGGGGGUGAUUACAGCAAUGCUAGAUGAGUUCCCUCAUGUCCUAGCUAAGAGACGGGAGUGGUUUGUCCUUGGCCUUGUCUGUGUAUGCUACCUCGGGGCUCUGUCUACUCUCACAUAUGGAGGAGCAUUUGUGGUGAAGCUGUUUGAGGAGUACGCUACGGGCCCCGCUGUCAUCACUGUGGUUCUGCUGGAAGUCAUUGCUGUGUCCUGGUUCUACGGUACCAACCGGUUUUGCAAUGACGUCCAGGUCAUGCUCGGUUUCUAUCCGGGUGUGUUCUGGAGGGUUUGCUGGGUGGCCAUCUGCCCCUGCUUCCUUCUGUUCAUCAUCAUCAGUUUCCUGGCGUUCCCUCCGGAGGUCAAGCUGUUCCACUACCAUUACCCAUCAUGGACGAUUGUCCUGGGUUACUGCAUCGGAGUGUCCUCAUUCAUCUGUGUGCCUGCUUAUAUGGUCUUCCACUUACUUAAUGCUAAGGGCCCAUUCAAACAGCGUUUGUUGAAAAGCAUCACUCCUCAGCCCAGCAACGACAACCACAGAGAUUUAUUUGUGACCAACGCAAUCUGAGCAAACCUGUACCACAAGAAGGCGCAAGUCCCGACUACCUGCAGCGCCCUCUUCUGCAAAUACUGCAAAACUACAGGGAAAAGGGGCUGUUUUUCAUUGUUCUUGCAUAUUUUCAAACAUCUCAUUCACUCAUUCCUCUCCCGUUGACAUCUUGAACCUGAGCUCGCUUUGGUUCACCGUGCGGAUUCAGUUUGCAAGAACGUUUGUACUACUUAAAAACAUACUUCUCUGAGUUUUGGCAUAAUUAGCUUCAUGUCCCUUUCUUUAAAACUCAGAAGUGACAAAGUACCAUAUAUUUUGUAAACUUUUAAAUUUGAUACAGUCAUGCAUUCACGUGUCAGUCAUGUAGACUUUCAAAAACACAAACUCAAACAGCAGCUCGGUUAGGGCAGGUCACAUGUAAACAAAACCCUCCAUUCUCAUUAUCUAUGACUGUAGUCUCAUAUAAUGCUGUUAAGUUAUCCAUUCUAAUAUGUAGCAAAAUUCAGGUAUUUUUACAUCUGUUAUUGAAACCAAAUAUUCAAGAUGUGUUCUGUUGCUGUUUCAUUACUGUUGUUGUCAUGCUGUGCUGACUGUCAGCCUGUGUUCAUCUGAUGGAAUCUGGAGUGACCGGCAGGCUUUUUGCAAUGAGGUCCCAACACUGUGAAGCACUGUGUCAUGAGUGUGUACGUGUGUGACUGGACUGUGUGUGUAUGUGUGCGUACAUGACAGACUGUUAAACCAUCCAGAGGAAAAUGAAUCACAGACAGGAAAACCAAUCGUGUUCACUCUGAGACCGCAAUAUGAGAUAAUUGUAUUUAUUCCUGAAAGUGUCAGUGCUGUCACUUUGUCUCACCUCACACGCUCUUGUACCAUCAUCGGAAACGGUGCGGAUGGUCCUCGUUUGAUCCCAAUGAUAGAAGCCAAACACGGAUCAGAGCUAAUACUAUUACCAUUAUCAUUCUGAAAAAAAACAAAAAAAACAAAUCAGCAUUGGAACUCAUUACUUUCUACCAAAAAAAAGUGUGCCUGCCUGUAUGUGUGUUUUUGAGAGUGUGUGUGUCCAGGAGCAUGACAUAAAAUCAGUGGGAGCACUGUACAUCUACAUGUGUAAUUACUAGUCCUUCUUGGUAUUGGUGCAAUUUAUCGUGUGAACACCUGCUUCCUCCUUCCAUGGAUGUGGAACUGCAUGUGCGUUCAGUGCUUGCGUGGUAUCAGAAGCACCUUUAUGUGUGCCUGUCGUGGUGCACGAGUGUAAGCGUGUGUGUGUGUGUGUGUGUGUGUGUGUGUGUGUGUGUGUGUGAGUUUGAGUGUCCGUGAUGUGUACUCAUAUUGUCUUGUUAAAUGCCAAAAUAUCUCAUGAAGACCAUAAUCCCCCACCCCCCUCUCCUCUUUCUCUCGCUCGAGCUUAUGUAAGAUCUAUGUAUGUCAAUACACGGCUGUACUGAGAAACAUAUGUAUAGAAUGAAGAUAUAUAAAUAUAUGGGAAAUAAGAAAUAAUAAAGAUAUAUGGAAGUUAA